Molecule: messenger RNA, 2385 nt
Organism: Salarias fasciatus (jewelled blenny)
Lineage: Eukaryota; Metazoa; Chordata; Actinopteri; Blenniiformes; Blenniidae
Gene: il11a
Product: interleukin 11a
Exons: 5
Coding region: 414-1016 (200 amino acids)
Biological process (GO): positive regulation of cell population proliferation; positive regulation of MAPK cascade
Cellular component (GO): cytoplasm
Molecular function (GO): cytokine activity; growth factor activity
Source: RefSeq, a predicted model, not a curated record
AUUGGACUUACCACACUCGCAUCCCUCUCUCUGCAUUUCUGUUGCCUCUCUCUCUCUCUCUCCAAACUGUUCAAGUGCCUCUCUGCCUUCAGCGCUCUAUAAAGACUGCAGGGGCUCCUCUCAAACUUUACCAAAGACAGAAAGUUUGACGACAUUGACUUUUUUCCUUGUAUUUUCUGACUUUGUGAGUGAGAGCUGCACUCAUCCCUCCGCUGCUCUCUCAUUCAUCCUGACCUGACAACUUUCCUCCUCACUCUGACUGAAGAGCGCGACGAAGAAGAAGAAGAAGAAGAAACCGGAGCACGUGACAAUUUCCGGAAUUCAAUUUAUUUAUUAAUUUCAUAUUUAUUUAUUUAUUUAUUUAUUUUUUCCGCCUUUUGCCUGCUGGUUUUUACCUGCCACUUGGAGCCAAUAUGAAAUUGCUGCUGGACUCCUCCUCGUCGCUCCUCUUCUCGCUGCUAUUGGCCCAGCUGCAGGUCUUCACGUCUGCCUCCCCGGUGCCACAGCGGAGGCCCACUGACAUGGAUAAACUGUCCAAUCAAACCAAAAACCUCAUGAAGCUCACGCAAGAACUGUUGAGGGAGCAUGCAUUUGACUCAGACGUGGAGCCCCACAGGUUCAGAUCCCUGCCAGAAAUGAGCAACAGAUCAGCCAAUGAUCUCAGCAAUCUUGAGCUGAAGCCCACACUCACUCAGCUCCACGCCGACCUGAAGCUGUAUGAGCACCACUUUGAGUGGCUGAACAGGGUCUCAAAGAAGCACCAUCACCCCGCGGUGCCCAAGCUGGUGGAGAUGAUCAAAGAAAUGAAGUCUCUCAUCACUCUGCUGCAUCGUCAGAUGCUGAGAGUUGAAGCACCAAGGCUGACUCCUGCCACCCCCUCCCUCCCCCCUCACCUCCCGUACCAGUUUGAUGUACUGCAGUCAAGUCACGAGCUCCUUCAACAUUUCAAGCUCUUCUGUGAUUGGGCAUAUAGAGCAUUCAUCAGCCUCAAGCCCAAAGCCUCCGCAGUACAAUGAUGAUCCAUAACCUGAAUGGCUUCGGAGCCAGUGAGGACGCAUGGAGGUCCACCUGGGUGGAAACAGGACCAUGUCAGUGUGCACUGUAAAGAAGAGCGUCCCUCAAGACGCCUGCCUGUCAGCCAAUGACAUUUGUUGAAGAAUGUGUCUUUCCAUCAGAGCCAAUGGGGAUGCACUAUACUGCAGCCAGUUACUGCCAUCGGAAUACCUGCCAGUUUCACUCCAGUGAUCAUGUCAUGAUUAUCCAAACUCUCUCCUACAGGCCUUGUUCAUGACCAUGUUAUUUAUGUAUUUAUUUAUUUAUUGACUGUUAGUAAUUUAUUUAUUUUAUUUAUUUGAAGUUGUAAAAUGUCACUAUCACCUUUAUUUUUUGCCCACGUCUAUGUAUAAUUUUUUCCUCUUGUGUCUCACUGAUCAUAAAAAAAAGAAAAAGAAAAACACACAGUAGCACUUCCUAAACCUACAGCUCUGAUAAUGACUUCUGUUUGAUAGAAUUUACUUUAUAAUUGUGUAUUUCUCCAGCCAAGAUCUCUUUCAGUAGAUGUAGCACAGACUUGGGACAGCCAAGUUUUUUUUUUCAUUAUAUUUAACACAGUGCCCUGAAGAUAUAGAUGUUGAUAUUAUUUUUGACAGCUGAAAACAUGCCACGUAUUCAUGUUAACAUUUCAAUCGAUUACUAAAUACAUUGAAUUCAUCCGUAAAUGUCAGGACAGUAACCAAAGAGGACUGAAUACUUUCUUUUGUACCACAGGUAGUUUCUGUUUUCAUUGCCUGUUUCCCAUGUUCUGCUUGAGGAGGCAUAUUUAACAUUGUGGUGGAGUUGUAUGAAUGUGCCCUGUUGCUGAGCACUGAUGGUCCUGAUUAGAUUCUUUGCACAAACUUGUUAGGAUUAGCAUCUUGGAAGAGUGAGAUGGCUGAUUUUGAACCUUUGCUUUGGGGUAAAGAGUUUGUUGUUUUUAGUUAAACACCCAAAGCCUUAAAAUACUAUGUAUUGUGACACUAUGUAUGUUCUGUACAGGUGUACAUAAAUGUACAAGAAUGUAAAAUGUUGUAUACAGUGGCUUUUGUGUAUUUAUGUUGUUUCUACAAUAUAAUGUAGAUUACCUUUCCAAUUGUAUCACUAUAAUUUCUAUUCAUUCCUAUUCUAGUAUGUGUCACAGUAUUGAUUAUUUAUUUAAGUAUCUUGGUGGAACUAUUUAUUUUUGUGCUGCAGUGGAGCAAGACUCCAAUCUUUUUCUACUUUUUUACAGUUUUUAUUCUUAUUCAUUAUUAUUAUAAUAGCAUCAUGUUUAAAUUAUUGUUGAAAUAUCAAGAUUCCUUUUCCUCACACUGAUUGGCCUCAAUGUGAAAUAUGUGCCUUAGUGGAAUA